Molecule: messenger RNA, 6608 nt
Organism: Pimephales promelas (fathead minnow)
Lineage: Eukaryota; Metazoa; Chordata; Actinopteri; Cypriniformes; Leuciscidae
Gene: b4galnt4a
Product: beta-1,4-N-acetyl-galactosaminyltransferase 4a
Cellular component (GO): Golgi cisterna membrane
Molecular function (GO): acetylgalactosaminyltransferase activity
Source: RefSeq, a predicted model, not a curated record
UGAACGCGGGGAUCGAGAGUCGGUCACAUCUUAGGACUGGAAGCGGAGCUCGUGGGAUUUAUGAGACUCAUUGCUAAAUAGUUUCUCUGACUAAAGGCGUGACAGCAUCCACGCGGAAAGGACCCCCGUGCGGAGACUGACGCAUCACAUCACAUCGGUGAAACAAAGCGUUUGUUUUGCGGAGCGCACUAGUGGAAUCAAAAUGUCAGAUGUUGCUAGCGGUAUUGGAGCGUACGGACGCCAAUAGACCAUUGUUAUUGUUUUUCAUGAAUAUGGGUUUCCGUUAACGGAGGACGGAACGGUCAGGUGCACGCGUUUGAUUUACAUUUUUUUUUUUUUUUUUGAAAGAGUCAAUAAGUUGCGCGUGGACUAAGACUUGGAUGGAUAGCAGGUGCAUGAACGCAGCACCUAUAAAUCGCCAGAGCAAUGGCAUUCUUCAAUCAUUGUUGUUCUAUUCGCAUAUUAGUGUUUUAAGAUCCGGAAUAUAAUAUCUGAUUAUAAAGCAGCAUUUAUUAUUAUUAUUAUUUUCAAUGCAGUGGGAUAGGGUACCAGGCGCGUGAUUAGCUUACAUCAAGCGUCUAUUUACAUUACGUUUAAUUAUCUCUAUACAAUUGCAUGCCUUACAUUUUAAAGUUAAUUCAAAGUGGUGCUAGUCAUUUUUUUGACCACUGAAGCUAAUUACUCCUAAAGAUAAAGUGAAGAAAUUACAUAAUUCUUAUAGUUAAAUGAAUGAAAACAAAGCAUUUUUCACAAUUCAUAAUAGGCAUAUUUCUAAUGAUAUGAGGUGGUUUCACUCUACAUUUUGCGUUUGUUAAUUGUUAUGGCUUAGUUACAGGUUUAUAAGAAUGGUUUAGUUAUCAUGACUGUUUGAGAUAUCCCAACAAAUCUAAAAUGCAUCCUAGGUAGGGGCAACUUCGCAACUGCGGGUUCUGUAGUUAGAUUGUGUUUUUUAUUGUUAAUUAAAAGUGUUAAAAAGUUAUUUGAGUGAAAGCUUUAAAUCCAGAGGAUGAUCCUCUCCGGAGUGGCUGGACUGCUGUCAGAGCGGCUUUCACAAGAUUAACAGCCCGCUGCUCUUUUCUUUUGCCUGUACGCCUACAAUAAUAUCAUUUUAUGGACUAUUCUUCAUCUUUACCUAUUUUUAAAACUUGUUUAUCGCAAAUGGGACUUAAAUAAAGAUUUCCGGAGCAGCUGAAGUCAUAACCAUCUUAUAAAUCAUAUACGAUGCUUUUAAGACUCAAGUAAACUGUUUUAACUAUAGUUUCAAUAAUUAAUGAAAUUAGUUGAACUUGAGAAAUAACAUUGUCUUUGAAGUGGACCAAUCUGAGAAGCAGCGGAUAUUUUUCUGCUUCUGUAAUAUGACAUUGUGACAUAAGGAUUUUUUUUUUAUUAACGUGCCAAACAGAGAAGCGACUGACACAAAUUGUAAAUAUGACUUUUGUGACAGUGGAAUUGAUCAGAGGCGUGACAUCAGGAGUCCUCUCUUUUUGAUGCUUCAAACUAAAGUAGCGGCUAAGACGGAUUCUGCUGCUUUUUUGUUGAAAUAUGACAUUGUAACUUUACAAAUUUAGGUGUUGCAAACUAAGAAGCAGCUCGGACUUUUAUUCUGCUGCUGCAAAUGUCAGACAUUGAGAUGUGGCAAACUGUUGAUCAGCCGAUGCCAAUAUGACAUUGUGACAUCAGGAGUCUGUCUCUAAAGCGCCAGACUGAGGAGCAGCUGACACUCUUUUUGCUGCUGCUGCUGAUGAUGCUGCUGCUGCUGCGAAAAUGCUGCGAUUCCCUGUGAAGAAAAUACGAAAGCAGUUCAAACUUCUGCUACUGCUGGUGCUGCUUACUUUUGCCGUGUGGUUUACGUACCUGCACAUCAACCAGGGAAAAUCCAUCAAACUCCACUUCAGCUAUGGGAAAGAUGGUGAGAGGCCAAUGGAGGGAACUGAUACCAGCCGUAAGAGAGACUCGCGUUCAUCAGACAAGCACCACAAAAACGAAGAUGCCAGCAACAGCCAGGAGGACGAAAACACACAGGAAGAUGAGCGCAACGCUGGCACCGUUCAUGACAAAGAUCAAGCUGAAAUCCGCAAGUUGCUCACGCAGAAGUACAAGAAGUUGCCAUGGAAACCAGAGUUUAAAGGUCAAGCGAACCUCCACGUGUUUGAAGACUGGUGUGGCUCCUCAGUCGCUCAGCUCAGGAAGAACCUGCAUUUUCCUCUCUACCCCCAUACGAGAACUACAGUGAAGAAGUUGGCUGUGGCUCCAAAAUGGAAGAACUACGGCCUAAGAAUAUUUGGAUAUAUUCUACCUUACAAGGAUGGUGAUUUUCAGUUUGCAGUUUCUUCUGAUGAUAACUCAGAGUUCUGGUUGAGUUCAGAUGAAAGUCCUCUCAACGCACGGCUGCUGGCCUACGUGGGAAAGCUGGGAUCUGAGUGGACUGCACCAGGAGAGUUUACCAAGUUCAGGUCUCAGGCAUCCAAAUCUGUGCAUCUCAUGGCCUCCAGACGAUACUACUUUGAGAUUCUCCACAAGCAGGACGACAAAGGCUCGGAUCACGUUGAAGUCGGGUGGCGCCCUUUCCUGCCAGGACUCAAGUAUGAGGUCAUUGACUCCGCCUACAUCUCCUUGUACACAGACGAGAGCAGUUUGAAGAUGAACCAUGUGGAUCACAUUCCUCAGACUCUGGCCAGCCACGGGCCGGUCCCAGCAGAGACCCGCACCCACAGCCAACACGGCGCCGAUAUGCUGCAACCGGACCCCCGCGACACCUUCUACAACAUCCCCAUGAUUGACCCUGCUCAUCUUGAAAAUGUAUUGCCCUCCUGUCUCUACUCACCAACAUAUGUGGUCAAAGACUUCCCUAUUGCCCGCUAUCAAGGCCUUCAGUUUGUUUAUCUUUCUUUUGUCUAUCCCAAUGACUUCACCCGCCUCACACACAUGGAAAGAGAAAACAAGUGCUUCUACAGAGAGUCGCCCAUCUAUCUGGAGAAGUUUGGCUUCUAUAAAUACAUGAAGAUGGAUGAGGAGGAAGAUGACAGGCCAUUCUUCUUCCCUAAUCCUGAUGAUUUUCUUGAAGAAGAAGAGGGGGCAGAUCCUGAUGAUGAAGCACAACUUGUUGGAAAGAAGACUGUCCAACCUAGUCAAUCAAGUCACACUGUAACCACUUCUGACAAGCCUGUUCCCACAAUGCUGAAGAUAAACAAGGUAGAGUCAGACAACCCAGCUUUGAGGAGAGAGCACAGACACUUUUUCACAAGUGCAAGGCAAGUGGUCGCGGCUCAACAUCAAGACACAGUAGAACAACAAGACACUCUAGACCAUCAGGCUAAGGUAGGGUUACCAGUAAGUGAGAGUGUGGUGCAAGGUCGUUCUCUCACUUGGAUUCAAAAAGACCGCCAGGACUUCAAAGAGGGUCGGUCAGAAGAUCGUUCUCCCAAAAUAAGCCGAUCAGCUUUGUUAUUCCCACCGAAAUCCUCCUUGGUAGCUCUCAACAGCCGAGCCAAGCAAAUCCUCGGCAGUCCUGCCCACACCGUCCCUUCCCUAGUUAACAACCACGCUCAUGACAACAGCCACAAUCCUGGAAACAGCCACACCAACAAGGAACACAAGAAGGAGGACAACAAAAUUUACGUCACAAGACCUCGACCAGCUAGGGAGAAGCAAAGUCCUGUUUCACGCCAUCCUAGAGAGGUCUUCCCUGGCGUUUUCCUGUAUCAGAAUGGCAAAACCACAAAAGUGGUGAACCUCAGUGCCAAACCAAAGCUCGGCAAAGGACCUCUACGUGCAUCCCAGUUAUUUGCACGGUCUCCUCUGCAGGAGAACAAGGUCUUUCCAGCUAACCCCAACUUCAGCAAGCCCGCGGAAAAUCCCGCGGCCCCAAACAGAGCAGCAAUCCCGAGCCGUUUUGAGCGGAGGAUACGAGGCGUCUGGGAAAAACACCAUCAUUCUCUGAGGCCCAUCACAACUGCUCGACCUCCUCCUGCUCCCACCCCUCCAUCCAAUAACUCCUCCGAGAACGCGCUUCCGACCAAACCUCUCCACGUCACUUCCUACUUGCACACUUCCGAGAUUACCGAGUCCCAACAGCAGCGGCCAGACACGGACCCUGAACCGGAGGAGGACGGAGGCCUAUCUGAGUAUAGUUAUGAGGAUGUGGAGCCUCGGCCUGGGUGGGCAGAGGAGGCCAUUAAUUGGCAGAGGACCUUUUCCGUCAACAGUAUGGACUUUGAGACAUUGCGCUCUGACUGGAACGAUCUUCGGUGUAACGUGUCUGGAAACUUGCAGCUGUCCGAGAGCGAAGUGGUGGAUGUGCUUGCGCAGUACAUGGAGAAACUCAACGAACGCAAUGGAGGGAUUUACACGCUCCUCCGAAUCAUUAACGUAGAAAAGCGGCGUGACUCUGCUCGCGGUAACCGUUACCUGAUUGAACUGGAGCUGAUGGAAAGAGGCCGUAAAGUGGUCCGUCUUUCUGAAUACAUCUACAUGUUGUUGCACCGCGGCCGGGUAGAAGACAGUCUGGAGAAUGUGGAAGGGGUCACAGCAUCAUCCCCUUCUUCCCCUGUCGCCAGUCCACCAGCUCCGGCAUCUCGCACGCCUACCCGUGGGGCCCACACCACCCCUCAGUGGGGCACGGUGUAUGCCAAGCCCCUGCUGUGCCAGCCAGUGAUGCUGCAAUGGAAAAAGGAUGUCAUGGUGCAUUUUGUGGUACCAGUGAAGAAUCAAGCUCGUUGGGUUCAGCAGUUCAUCUCAGACAUGGAGCUCCUGCACCGUGAGACUAAGGACAACAAUUUUAACAUCAUCAUUGUGGACUUCCAGAGUGAGGACAUGGAUGUGGAACAGGCCCUCAGAGAAAGCUCCGUCCCAAGAUAUGAAUAUCUGAGGAGGGAAGGAAACUUUGAACGUUCUGCCGGGUUACAGAUCGGUGUGGACACCAUAGAGGACAGGCACAGUAUCGUUUUUCUGUGUGACCUGCACAUUCAUUUCCCUCUGAACAUCCUGGAGAACAUCAGGAAACACUGUGUGGAGGGCAAACUGGUGUUUGCUCCGAUCGUCAUGCGACUGGGCUGUGGGAGCUCACCUCGAGAGCCUGAUGGUUACUGGGAAGUGAACGGCUUCGGCCUGUUUGGGAUCUACAAAACAGAUUUCGACAAGAUUGGUGGGAUGAACACGGAGGAGUUCAAGGACCGCUGGGGAGGAGAGGACUGGGAACUACUGGACAGAGUUCUACAGAACGGGCUGGAGGUCGAGCGGUUACGACUGAGAAACUUCUUCCACUACUAUCACUCUAAACGAGGCAUGUGGAACUCACAGUCCAGUAAAAUCCCUAAAGGAUAAAACUGAACCUCAAUGAGAGACUUCAAACAAACGUCCCGGGACCUUAAAGGACCAAACCAGCUGGGACCCGUCUCAUGCGAGGACACAUGAUGUGCCAAGCUGCUGUCCGAACUCAACACACUCGACCGAGACAGAGACUCAGAGUGUGUGUUUGUACGUAUCUCUGUCUGUUAGGUCAGGAGUUCUUUUAGGUGCGCGAAACUUGAGAGAUCAUCGCAGAUUUAUAAGAGAUUGGGUGAAUUUUACACUAAGCUAGCCGCUCAGGCACUUUGGGACGCAUAAAUAUGGGUUGCACUUAAGAUAUUAAAUGCUGAAAUGAUUGUCUAAAGGUUUAGAUGUGCGCUGGUUCUUAGAUGUCUGCUUUUAUAGCUGUAAAUGUCACUUCCUGUCCAGAUGUGACGCCUUCUUACACUUGAACUGUGGAAACGAUCUUCGACUUCUGCUGUAAAGCACGGCGGCCAUGUGCUUUUCCCUUUUCAAGUCCUGCUGAACUUACGGACACGAGCGGACCCUGAAGGGCCCGCUGACAAAUGAAAUUAUCCGUCUGUGUAUUUGUCUGUAUGUCUGAGCUGCUUCUUUUAUCCUUUUCCAAUUGGUUUAAUCAACAUAGGUUUAAUCUUUAUUGGCUAUAGUUUCCCAGAUGCAGAAACCUUUUAGUCCGGACCUUUAGACUAAACUGAUGCCGUAUGGAUUUCUACAGAGUAUAAUGGUAGGAAAAGGAUGUUGUUCAGAAGUUGUGUGCCUUUCUUUGACGUGUUUAACAUGGCAGUCCAUACAGGGUGAGGAAGGAGUCCUGAUGUUUAGCUGUCUGGAUUGUGUAGGCCAUUGUGUAGCAUUGUUUUAUGGAGAUGAGUGAAUAGAAAAUGUUUUAGGACAAAAAAAAUAUAUAUCUUGAAUUUUUGGUUCCACUAUUAUUUGGUCCAUUUUUAAAGAAAUUUUCCAGGAUAUUUUACCACAGAAAAUCAUUUUGACUCCUAAUAGUUAAAAGUGUGUUUACAGUAAAUGACGUAAAAUAAAUAUAGGCUAUAUGGGGCGCGAGGCAAUAGCAAUAGCAAAGUGCUAUCAGAACCAUAUAGAGCAUUUAAAGAUGGUAAGUUACGCACCAAAAAAAGCAGGACGUAACAUAACUAUCUAUAAAGUGCUGUUUACAUCAACCCAUUUCAUUUACCGCGGUAUAAUUCAUCCACAUUGAACCGAUCCGGCUGCUAAAGGGUUGUUUAUUUAGACAGCUUUACAGCUCAAACACUUUAUUUUAGGUGAAUACAAUAAAAAUAUGAUUUAACGUU